GGGUUCAUGCAGGCAGGCGAUAAGGUCCGUCCUUAUCGAACCAAAACCUUAAGGGCUGCAUUACAAAAUUUUGAGCUCGACGGCCUGAGUGACCUCAAAGUCAACCACAUAUCACAAGGAUAAUUUUUAUCGAGUCAUUCAAGCAAUACAUUCAAGAUGGGCAAGAAGAGAUCAAGAGAGGAAGCCCAGAAGGAGGUCGUCCAGAACGACUCCACAGUCGAUAAGAUGGAUGAGGAUAGUGACAGCUCAGACUCGGAUGAGGAUAUGGACAUCAUCAACGUCGACUUUGAGCUAUUCAACUACGACAAGGACAUCGACUUCCACGGCGUCAAGACGCUUCUCCGCCAGCUUUUUGAUGCCGACGCCCAGCUCUUCGACCUCUCCGGCCUCAGCGACAUGAUCAUCGAGCAGAACACCAUCGGCUCGACGUGCAAGGUGGACGACAAGGCCAACGACGCCUACGCCUUCCUGACCGUGCUCAACGCGUGGGAGCACCGUGAGAAGAAGCCCGUCGCGCAGCUGAUCGAGUACCUGUCCGACAAGGCCGUCAAGGCCGGUGACUCAAGCCUGGCCGUUCUGCCUGAGCUAUUGACUUCCGGCAAGGCCCAAGUGGGCAUCGUCCUGUCGGAGCGCCUCAUCAACAUGCCGGCCGAAGUCAUCCCGCCCAUGUGGAACAUGAUGAUCGAGGAGAUCGCGGACGCCGUCGACGACAAGGAGCCGUACGAGUUCACGCACUACCUGGUGGUGUCGCGCGGGUACGUCGAGGUCGCGUCGAGCCUGGACCAGGAGGAGCAGAAGCGCAAGCGGGCCCGCGGCGAGAAGGGUCUGCAGUACUUCCACCCGGAGGACGAGGAGAUGCGCAAGCAUGCUGUCGGUGCGGGAACCUACACUUUUACCAAGGAGGGCGACUCGGCCGACAGCAAGCGCGCGUUCCAGGAGCUCGGCGUCAAGUCACAGGGCUUCAUGAUGCUCAUCGAGGCGGGCAAGUUUAAGAAGGCUGUUAAGGCUAUUGGGGAUUACAUUGGCGCGGCGGCCAACUAAUUUACUGUAAUGAAUUACAAAAAAAAAGAUGGAAGCUCCGGGAAAGGGGGAAUAUGAACGGGAAACUUUAACGCAUCGUCAGUUCCUGCCUGCAUGCUUGUUUUUCUUCUAUCAACCGUCGCUUACUGGUGAGCUUUGAUGCCGAACGU
Neurospora tetraspora is the source of this 1190-nucleotide messenger RNA. Its product is annotated as p21-C-terminal region-binding protein-domain-containing protein. The coding region runs from base 157 to 1041 and encodes 294 amino acids. The transcript is spliced from 3 exons. The record is from RefSeq and is a predicted model, not a curated record. Gene Ontology annotation, cellular component: nucleus. NCBI's taxonomy places the organism in Eukaryota, Fungi, Ascomycota, Sordariomycetes, Sordariales, Sordariaceae.